Molecule: messenger RNA, 1518 nt
Organism: Colletotrichum karsti
Lineage: Eukaryota; Fungi; Ascomycota; Sordariomycetes; Glomerellales; Glomerellaceae
Exons: 1
Coding region: 1-1518 (505 amino acids)
Source: RefSeq, a predicted model, not a curated record
AUGGAAGCAUCUAGUGCGGUUGCUUCCUGGAUCGGGGCCCUUGCAACUGCAGUCGGCCUCGGCUCUUUAAUCGCUCAGGGUACGGUCAUCCAGGAGCAGCUGGACCCUUUCUUCAUUUUCAGGGACCCGGAACUCCUCGGUCCUUGGGCGAAACGACAGCCAAAGCGAUCGUGGAAUCAACUCUGGAAGCCGACACCUCUUGGACCUGUAAUCAUCGCCUCGCUCGCAGGCUUCUGCCGCGUCAACGAUGUUCACCUAACCAGAAAAGCGAGAGAAGAAUCCGGGAAAGCGUCAUGGGCGGUGCUGAUGGACAUCCUGAACCAAGAAUCUCAAAAUCCCGCGCCGCAGUUCGGCGCAGAUGGUCGAGCCAUCUCGACUGAUCGAGGGAUACCAGACCAUGCAAAGGCUCGCAGGUGGGCUCACAUCAAUGUGCAGCCGCUGGUUCGCCAUGGAGCAGCUAUCUGCGUGCGCAUUUCCAGGGCGUCUCUGAUCACUCUUCUCAGCGUCACAAAUGCGCGGUCGGUCUUCCGGUAUUCUGGCGAUGCUGGUUAUCGAGCAUCAUACCCCUCGUACGCAGGACUCUGGACAAUCGAAUGGGCCAUCGGCACGCCGGCAAUCGUCAAGCUGUCGCCUCACGAUAUUCUGAAGGCGCCUGGAUCCGACGUGUACCCCGCAUCGAUUCACCAGCGCGUUGACAGAUGCAUCGAAAUGCUCUGCGGAAUCUGCAACAGCCGCGAAAAGGGGGAGGACAGCCUUCUGGUCGCCUUCCCCGGGCGCAAAGACAAACCGGCAGUUCUUGAAUUUCAAAGUAGGGGGUUUGCGGGUUCUCAUGGAAGCCGUCACCUGUACAACAUGGUGGGCGGUUGCGUCCACGAUGUUGAUCUCCUGCAUCGAAGAGCUCUUGAUGACGAUGCCUUGGAGUUGGUACGAUCGGAAUCGGGCACCCUGAGACUGGACCUCCCAAGUCCCACCGACGACCAGUCAGUACCGCUGUACGCGCGUCAGCCGGAAAUCGACAUCAUCUGCAACGUAUUGGACAAUCUGCCGUGGACAACUCUUUCGUGGUCCAUGCAUCGCGGCAUGCGUGACAUCCUGCUGGCCUACGGAAAACCGCGCAUGGAUUCGCAUAGGUCCGCCCUUGCGGACGUGCUUCGAAAGUCGGUGUCAGACAACGGCCGUCUUCUUCAAUCUCGAGGAUGGAAGAGUAGUAUGGUGAAAGGAAGCAUGCCGGAUAUCGUUCACGCCACGGUGAUGGCAGGGUCCGGCGACAGUGGCGAUGUUGUCCGAGCUUUCACGGAGGCCGCCUUCAUACUUGUGCGCGGGAAGCAUGACCUGGAUAAGACUGAUUUCUGGGGUGAUGUUGAUGGAAAAUACUGGGAAUCUGAGGAGGUCUCGGAGUCUGGGCUAUCGGUGGACGUCAUCGUUGCUCUGACUAAGUUUGUUGUGCUGGAAUGGAGUCAGGAGUUGGAUUAUCAGAUGUAUCAUGACCUGCCGAUGGAACUCCUUCUGGUGUCGUGA